Molecule: messenger RNA, 3780 nt
Organism: Trichoderma aggressivum f. europaeum
Lineage: Eukaryota; Fungi; Ascomycota; Sordariomycetes; Hypocreales; Hypocreaceae
Exons: 1
Coding region: 1-3780 (1259 amino acids)
Biological process (GO): negative regulation of gene expression via chromosomal CpG island methylation
Cellular component (GO): nucleus
Molecular function (GO): DNA (cytosine-5-)-methyltransferase activity; chromatin binding; DNA binding
Source: RefSeq, a predicted model, not a curated record
AUGGAGGACAGGGUAUCCUCUCAAGAUACUCAGGAAAUCUUUGCUUUUCUCAACCAUAACAACAUUGAAAGAGAAACUACAGUUUACACGAGCACCAGCACAACGACGAUUCGUUCAUGGCGUACCAGCGUUGUGAAUCUCAACGGGACUGGCCGUCCAUCAACACCAUCUCCUGGCUCCAAGCCAGUACAACAUACAGAAUCAACUGAAGGAUCUCUAGAUCAAUCCACGUCGGAAUUCGCAUCACCAGCGUCAUCAUGUUCUACCAUCAAGGAUUCUCAGACGACCAAUUCAUUGUCAAACAGCCCCAGCCGAAGUAUUAUUCGCUCAACCUCAAUCAAGCGUUUCUAUCCAGCCACUCCCUUGAGUGUUGACGUGCCAGAGUGCGUCUUACUUGCACCGAAAUCUUGCUAUGAAGACUUCCAACCUCCUGAAGACGUGCCCAUUCUGUCAGAGAGGAAGGCUAUUCAAGCUCUGUCUCUGAUCACGGCGGAACGCGCUCAGACUUUCUCGGAGAUGCAGUUGGACGAAUUUGCAGUAUAUAUCGACAACGACAAAUUUCCAGAAGAGAUGCGAUCUUUGCAUCAUCUACACACAAAAAUCGGACACAGCAGUUUCUAUUUUGACGGCAUUAUCAGCAUUGGCAGUACCAAAUUCUUUGUGCGGCGUGUUCCUGUCGUUGCUGUUCCCAUUGGCAACUACGGUUCAAUCUCAAAACACACUGUCCGAGACAAUAUUUGGUUGCAAUCCUCUUUGAGCUAUAAUAGUUCGUUGUUCUACAAGUUGGGGAAGCCAGCCAAGGAGUAUGCAAGAUUCUUCUACCCCUUUCUAUGGGUGGCCGAUUUAGCCAAACAUUUUGUCGAUUUUCUCUACGUAAUGGCGGAGAGCAAACGCAGUGUUUCCAUUCAUCAUUUUCGAUCAACCUUUGCUGCAUGGUUGAAGGAGAGCCACGGAAGAUGGCCAGAAUUCAUUGAGUGGCUAAACCAGCAUCCGAGCGAUGACUACCGAACUUCAAUAGCCGCCAAUAUAGGAUUCCUGCACAAGGAGGCUUUGGGCGUGUUGGACCAUCAGAAGGCGUAUUCUCAUGCCAUCUGGGCCGAGAUUUGGGAAUUUCAGGCAUUCAAGAGGGUUCCGAAUAUUCAGGAGGAACCCCCAACCAUUGUCACCCAGUAUAUAUACGACUGUUUCAAGCAUCUUCCAUUUGGAGAUCGCCUCAAGGUUGUCCCUUUAAGUCUAAAGACCAAGACUCUCCGAAACGAUUUAAUCCGACAAAGGCAUUUGGAGUAUCCGUCAAGGUUACACCAGUCAACAAAAACACUCUCCAAGGCUGCGGAGGCGCGAAUCGCGAAUAUCCGGCCAGGCGAUACAAUUUCAACCCGUCGAGAUGACGCAGCAUCCGGCACACUGUGGAAACGAGAGCUAUCCGAGGGUUCCGCCGAUGUGGACCGAUGGUUUGCACUGGUACAGUCUGUUCAUGUGAACGAAAAGGGGGUGCGAACGUUUGAUGUGAUUUGGUAUUACCAGCCCGUGGACACUCUCUGUGGCCUAAUGAAAUAUCCCUGGAACAAUGAGCUUUUCCUCUCAGAUCAUUGCUCUUGCUCUGAGACGUCAAAGAUUGAAGAAAAUGAAGUCCUUGGCGUCCACGAUGUUGAUCUUUGGGGUACGUCUACCACUGCUGCGGAAUUCUUCUGUCGACAAACCUAUCUCCAAGAGAGCAGAAGGUGGGUGACUCUGGACCAAAGCCAUCUUGGAUGUUGUCAUACCUCAUCGCUCCCGUUGGAAAGCCACUCGUUAAAGGUUAGAUCGGGAAAUACAUAUCUGCUUCAUUUAGACUUGAAGAGUUCCCGUUCGGAGCCAUGCGAAUUCAUGAGCUUCGUGAGAGAAGACAAACGGAGAGUUUAUCAAUUCAGGAGACUGUUGCGCCGUCACCAAGUUGACCCAAAUGCUCGGGAUGCUCGGCCAAACGAGCUUAUAUACAGCGAGCAGACUUGCAAGGUCAACAGAGACCGAAUCACGGGCCCGUGUUCUGUAAGAUUCUUUCGAGACGGUGAUGGGAUUCCUACACCGUAUGAUCACGAUGGCACAGGGAAUCUCUUCUACAUUACGCACCGUCAGAUAGUCGCUGAAGGAGUCUCAAUCUGCGUGCCAUUAGAGGAAGCACCGAAAUCUUUGCAUCAAGGCUUUGAUCCACUCCAAGAGUUGCAAAAGCUUCGUGGAAUCGAUUUGUUCUGCGGAGGAGGCAAUUUUGGCAGAGGCCUUGAAGACGGCGGAGGUAUCGAGAUGAAAUGGGCAAACGAUUACGACGCCAAGGCCAUACACACGUACAUGGCCAAUGUCAAGAAGCCUGGGGACGUUCACCCUUUCCUCGGCUCAAUCGACGAUCUGCAGCUCGCUGCCAUCCAAGGCCAGUUUGCAAACAAUGUGCCUCACAUUGGAGACGUGGACUUUGUGUCGGGCGGCAGCCCCUGUCCUGGCUUCUCCCGCCUCACCAACGAUAAGACGACAGCAGCACAGAGAAAGAAUCAGUCUCUUGUUGCGGCUUUUGCGUCCUUUGCGGAUCUCUAUCGACCAAAAUACGGCGUCCUGGAGAAUGUACUUGGAAUGAUACACAAGAAGGAGAGCCGGAAUCAAGAUGUUUUCAGCCAGCUCAUUUGCUCUCUAGUUGGCCUGGGCUACCAGACACAGUUUUUCUUCUUGGACGCAUCGUCUUGCGGUUCGCCGCAGCCCAGACCGCGCAUAUUCGUUGUCUUCGCCGCUCCGGGGCUUGAACUGCCAACAAAGCCGGUGCAAACACACUCUCAUCCCCCCAAGAUCCGAGGGGUUGGAGUUGGAUGGUUGCCCAAUGGCCAGCACAUGGCAACUCGGGAGAUGCCUGCAGCCACUCCGUUCAAGUACAUAUCAGCAGAAGAAGCGACGGCCGACUUGCCACCCAUUCACGAUGCCAAGCCUGAUAUAUGCGUGGCCUAUCCCGACCACCGCUCGCAUUCCAGUACGAAGACGGAGCGAGCUCGAAUCUCAGUCAUCCCAGUUCGGCCGUGGGGUAUGAGUUUUGCGCAAGCUUGGUACGGAGAGGACAAGGCAAAAGGCGGCUCGGGCACGAUGACUACAGCUGAGCGUGGGCUGUUCCCUGGGACGAAUCAAGAGAUGGACGUGUCAAAGCAGCCAUUGUCGGUGCAGCCCCAGUCGAAUGCGUACGGGAGAAUGUUUCCAAAUAAGCUGUUUAAUACAGUCACGACCAGACCGACGACAAACGAUGCAAAGAACGGGCGACUAUUGCAUUGGCGAGAAAACAGACUGAUAAGCGUCAUGGAGGCACGCAGAGCGCAAGGGUUUCGCGAUGAAGAAGUUCUACUCGGCGAUCCAACGAAUCAGUAUAGAAUCGUGGGCAACAGCGUCGCGAGACAAGUUGCCGUUGCGCUUGGAGUAAAGUUUCGCGAAGCGUGGGUGACGAGUUUGAAGAGGAACAGGGAACUCGAGCGUGCAAGCAGCCGAGGAGCUGGAAGAGUUGAAGACUUUGCAGAGGAUCGAGUCACUUUGGAGACUAUUGCGAUGAAUGAUGGAAAGGGCACAUCGGCAAGGCAGCUCAAGGCCUUGAGGAUUAGAGCACGAAGCACUAGGGAUUUGACAACAUCGACAAGUGUGGAUGAGGCGCGAGGAAGCGGCAGAAGGGCCUCUACACAGAUCCAAGAGACGCCUGUGAGGAAUAAAGGGUUACGUUCGACUAGUGUGGUGGUGGAAAUACCCCAGUUUUCGAAGAGAAGAAGGUUGAAUAUGAACUGA